This is a messenger RNA of Nothobranchius furzeri (turquoise killifish), 1786 nucleotides long. Its product is annotated as heterogeneous nuclear ribonucleoprotein A/B. Gene Ontology annotation, molecular function: RNA binding. Gene Ontology annotation, cellular component: chromatin; nucleoplasm. NCBI's taxonomy places the organism in Eukaryota, Metazoa, Chordata, Actinopteri, Cyprinodontiformes, Nothobranchiidae. Gene Ontology annotation, biological process: regulation of gene expression. The record is from RefSeq and is a predicted model, not a curated record.
GACUCUGAUCCAAUCACAGACGUUGUCUUUACAGUCUUACCCACAGCAAAGUCACAUCCGGUCGUAUAAAUGUUGCCACGAGUUAGCCGUGCAAUUUGGAGUGUCCAUUUUGAGCAGCGGCUCGUUAUCCCGGUUUAUUUACUCACGUAUCUCAGAAAACUUCAGACAGAAUGUCGGACGCUGAGAAUCUGCUCAUGGAGACGUCGGAGCAGAACGGAAAUGAGGGAGAGGAGGACCAGAACGGAGCCGAUCAGCAGGAGCUGAUGGGAGGUGACGACAGCCAAGAUGGAACAGAUGGAGGGAAGAUUGAUGCCAGCAAAGGAGAGGAGGAUGCUGGUAAAAUGUUUGUUGGCGGCCUGAGCUGGGACACAAGUAAAAAGGACCUGAAGGAUUACUUCAGUAAGUUCGGCGAGGUGUCUGACUGCACCAUAAAAAUGGACUCCAACACCGGCCGAUCCCGAGGCUUUGGCUUUGUGCUCUUCAAAGACUCGUCCAGCGUGGAUAAGGUUCUGGAGCAGAAAGAUCACCGGCUGGACGGUCGUCAGAUCGACCCAAAGAGAGCCAUGGCCAUGAAGAAGGAGCCCGUCAAGAAGAUCUUCGUCGGGGGGUUGAAUCCAGAAGCAACAGAGGCUUCAAUUAGGGAAUAUUUUGGCACUUUUGGGGAGAUUGAAGCUAUCGAGCUCCCCAUCGACCCAAAGUCAAAGAAGAGGAGGGGUUUCAUCUUCAUCACGUACAAAGAUGAAGCCGGUGUGAAGAAGUGUUUGGAGAAGAAGUACCACACCAUCCAGGGUGGCAGGUGUGAGCUGAAGAUCGCCCAGCCCAAGGAGGUCUACCAGCAGCAGCAGUACGGAGGCGGGCGUGGGGGGGGUUACGGAGGAGGUCGGGGGGGUCGAGGCCGUGGAGGUCCGAGUCAGGGCUGGAACCAGGGCUACGGAAACUACUGGAACCAGGGCUACGGCAGCCAAGGCUACGGCUACGGUGGAUACGGCGGCUACGGAAACUACGACUACUCUGGAUACUACGGAUACGGCCCUGGAUACGACUACACAGACCAGGCAAGUGCCAGCUACGGAAAGACCCCGAGACGGGGGGCACACCAGACCGGCUACAAGCCUUACUGAUGACCACCUGGCAGCAUAAGGACUCGUCUGGUCUGGUGAGACCUGCGGCUGGACGGACACACUGGGCCACUCCAGACCUCUUUUAUGACAGAAGACCAUUUGUACAGAAAACACCUGAAAUGUAACUUUUCCAUGUUGUUUUUGUUUUUUUAGCCUCUGAUUUUUAAGUUUUCCCUUUCUUUGCUCUUGCCCUCCACAUUUCCACAGGAAGUGUCAAUUUUACUGUACUUUUUGGUACCCGUUGAUUCUAAUGUAUUGUAAGGGUUGUAUUUUACAUGUUGGCUGGCUUUACAGGAUGAAAAUCGUGGAGCUGUAAAGGAGCUUUUUUGACAAAUAAAGCAGUUUUCAGUAGUUUUUUUUUUUUUUUUUUUCCCUGAUGCUUACAGGUCUCCGGGGUGGAGGAUGGGAUUAGGUUUAAAGGUCAUCUGAGUUUGUUUUUCUGCCAGAUUAAACGACAUCACCACCAGUGAGCUGAACAUCUGUAGGCCUACAGGUGUGAGGGAUGUGACGUAGCGGGUGUCUCUGUUAAAAUAUUUAAGUACUGCUGAUUUUAAAAUGUCUGUUUUGGAUUUUGCUUUGUUUUGAACAGACCUAAUUUUGCCAGUGUAGUCUCCUUGGCCAGCGUCUCUGGCGUUUAUUAGUAAUAAACAUUCACGUUUGUUAAA